Molecule: messenger RNA, 1375 nt
Organism: Bacillus rossius redtenbacheri
Lineage: Eukaryota; Metazoa; Arthropoda; Insecta; Phasmatodea; Bacillidae
Product: D-beta-hydroxybutyrate dehydrogenase, mitochondrial-like
Exons: 8
Coding region: 254-1312 (352 amino acids)
Biological process (GO): steroid metabolic process
Cellular component (GO): intracellular membrane-bounded organelle
Molecular function (GO): oxidoreductase activity
Source: RefSeq, a predicted model, not a curated record
UGCUAGCAGUAAGCAUACAAGUGCGCGGUAUCGCGAGUGAAAUUAGAUUGGAUGUACAUGAUGAACUUUGUAUCGAGAUAAAUUAAUUUUUUUUUGUAUUCGAAGUGAUAACUCGUCUGUACCCCACAUUUACUGCUCGUUGGAACAGGAAAGUGUAUCGCUGCUGCGACACAACUGCUGCGAGCUCUUCAUUGACGUCACAGGGGCGUCAUCUGGCGGGUUGCAAACCGAGUGAGAGAAGGACCGAGAGGCCAUGGAGAACACAGCGGACUCGCUGUACCGCGCGGCGGUGUGGGGACUGCAGGCAGGCGUCGUGUCUGCGGCGCUGAACUGGCUGGGCCAGGCGCUCAGGGUGCCCCUGGCGGGCGACUUCGGAACCUGCGCCGCCUUCCUCGUGGGCGCGGUGGCUGGCGCGGCCGCCAUAUUGCUGCUCGACACCGUCAAGAUUUCCACCAAGGACAGAGCGGUAUUCGUGACAGGAUGUGACUCCGGAUUUGGGCAUGCCAUGGCCCUGAGACUUGCAGACAUGGGAUUUGUGGUUUUCGCCGGGUGUUUAUUCGCCGAAGGGCAAGGAGCCAAACAGCUGAAAAAUACUGGCAGAAGCAACAUCCACGUCAUACAGCUGGACGUCACCUCUGACGAGCAAGUUAAGCGAGCCAGAGACUAUGUCACGGAACACCUUCCACUGAGAGGUUUAUGGGGAAUCCUCAACAAUGCAGGACUUGCCACAUUCGGAUAUGUAGAGUGGGUGCCAAUAUCCACAUACAAAAAGGUUAUGGAUGUCAACAUGUGGGGCAUGAUUCGAAUGAUUCAAGCAUUUUUACCUCUACUAAGGAAGUCUAAAGGUCGCGUGGUGAACAUAGCGAGUGCCCUGGCGAGGCAGAGCUCGCCCAACCGGUCGACCUACGGCAUCAGCAAGUACGGCGUGGAAGCGCUUUCCGACUGCCUCAGGUUCGAAAUGAGGCGCUUUGGAGUCACGGUGGCCAUCAUCGAGCCAGGCAACUUUGGCAGUGCUACAGGAAUUUUCACGCCUGAGUCCAUUCGACGCGACGCGGAAGCACUGUGGAAAAAUAUUCCUCCAGAUGUACAGCAAGUAUACACCAAGGAGUUCUUCGAUGGAAUAAUCGAAAACAUGAUAGCUUACGCUGGAAAAAGUAAAAGUGACAUGACUUCAGUGCUGGACGCCAUGACACUCGCUCUCAUCCACCGGUACCCUCACCCCAGGUACCAGCCAAUGGAGCCGUACUUCAAGAUCCGCACUUGGAUAAGCACUCACCUCCCUGAGUGGAUACACGAAGCACUCUAUAUUUAGUACCAUCCGGUGUAAAUACCUAAUAGCUUGUAUUUUACUAAAGAUUAAAUUUUCUACAAUAUA